AUGCUUACUGGUCGUCGUCUAGUAGUAGACUCUUCUCGGGCCCUACGGUCCCUUCGAUUUUCCAGUACAUCCACGACCUCUGACAAGUACAAAAUUGUCGUGGUUGGGGCUGGCAACGGUGGUUUGUCCGUGGCGAACCAAAUUUAUGACCGGUUCGCAGCAGCGGGCAAGUCCCUCAAUCCCGGAGACAUCGCCAUCAUAGAUUCUGCUGAAUAUCACUACUAUCAGGUGUGUGUGACUUUAGUAGGCUCUGGGCUGCGUUCCAAGUCAACUACACGCCAACCCCUUGAGUCCUUAAUUCCCAAACAUUUGACACACAUCUCGGAGAAUGUGAAGACUUUUCUCCCCGAGUCGUCUUCCAUCACGACAACGUCGGGUCGUAGCGUGUCGUAUGAUGCUCUCGUUGUGGCUACCGGUCUUCAAACCAAUUGGAGCGGUAUUCAGGGUUUACCGCAAGCGCUGGUCGACUCUUCCUCAGGCGUUUCCUCUAUAUAUUCUUACGACACGUGUGAUAAAGUUUGGAAUGAUAUUGAAAGUCUGCGGAAUGGGAACGCGAUCUUCACUCAGCCUGCUGGAGUGGUGAAGUGUGCUGGAGCACCUCAAAAGAUUAUGUGGAUGGCUCUGGAUCGCUUCAAAAGAACUUCCCGAGCAGACAAGAUCAAGGUGAACUUCUACACCGGCAUGCCCACCAUGUUUAGUGUAAAAAAGUACUCGGACGUUCUGGAUCGUCUUCGCCAAGAUCGGGGUGUCGGGGGAUACUUUCAGCAUAACCUCAUCUCCAUCGAUUCCCCAAACCACAAAGCUACUUUCAAAAAGGCGGACGGUACGACUGUAGACGUAGAUUACACCACUUUACAUGUUACUCCCCCCAUGGGCCCUCUUGAUUUCCUGAAAGGCUCUCCCAUUGUUGAUUCUGCUGGCUGGGUGUCAGUGGACCCCGCCACUCUUCAACAUACUAAACCCGAGUACAACAACAUCUUCGCCCUUGGAGAUUGCUCUUCAGCUCCUACGUCGAAAACCGCAACUGCUGUCAUUGCUCAAGCGCCAGUCCUGACAGAGAAUUUGUUCUCCGUGAUGGAUACCGGCAAAGUCUCCACUGCAAAAUAUGAUGGAUACACUAGUUGUCCUCUCCUCACUGGAUACGGUGAACUCUUGCUUGCCGAGUUCAAAUAUGGUUUAGAACCGAAAGAAACCUUCCCAUGGAUGGACCAAUCAAAGCCCAAUCGGUUCUUCUAUCAUCUCAAGAAGGAUUUGUUCCCUGCUGCGUAUUGGAACCUCAUGGUUAAAGGGAAGUGGUACGGUAACAAGACAAUCUUCAGACCUUCCUUCUCUUCUUAACCUUCGAGUACAUUGCAAAUAUUUGAAUGGCAUCCCUCAUUCCCAAGCUAUUAUUGUUCUUGGUACUUUCGUCAGGAUCACCGAUUGGCUCGAUCGCAGUAAAUCACAAUCUCAGCUCCGAUUGUCGAGGAGCCUCUGCAUUCCCCAGCAUCAGCUGAGGACGCGACGGUACGUUAUGUAAUAUCCGUGUCGGUAGAUGACUUCCGCGAGAUACGACACGGGUUUGAAGUAACACCGUUAAAUAAAUCCGUUGUUCGAAUUCAGACCAUUAAUUCGCAAAUGAAAUUUUUAAAAAACAGAAAGAACAAGUUGGGAACAAGAAGAAUACAUAUUUGUUUUGAGGCCGUGUCGACAUUGAGAUCGCUUUAUCAUUUACCCUUAUUCACAAUCUAAUAACAAGAGGGUGCGACUAGGUGCGGUAAAACAAAGUUAAGUACGUAUAGUCAAAGAGUCAUUUUGAACAUUGGGGUCGGACAUACAAAUUACA
Messenger RNA from Lentinula edodes (shiitake mushroom), 1825 nucleotides. Its product is annotated as FAD/NAD-P-binding domain-containing protein. The transcript has 8 exons. Gene Ontology annotation, cellular component: mitochondrion. Gene Ontology annotation, molecular function: sulfide:quinone oxidoreductase activity; FAD binding. NCBI's taxonomy places the organism in Eukaryota, Fungi, Basidiomycota, Agaricomycetes, Agaricales, Omphalotaceae. Bases 1 to 1338 code for a protein of 445 amino acids. The record is from RefSeq and is a predicted model, not a curated record.